ACGCGGUGGUCGCCCGCGAUGGAGGAGGCGAAGAGAGGGCCGAAGCGCCCGCGGGUCGAGUGCGGGCUCAUCGAGGACGAGAGCGCGCGGGAGGUCACCUUCUCCAAGCGCCACCAGGGCCUGUUCCGCAAGGCGGCCGAGCUCUCCGUCCUCUGCGGGGCGGAGGUCGCCGUCAUCGCCUACUCGCCCCACGGCAACCCCUUCGCCUUCGCCCACCCGUCCACCCCCGACGCCCUCAUCGACCGCUACCUCUCGGGCGGGGCGGCCGGGCCCGCCGCGGCCGAGGCGGCGGCGGGGGCGGCGCACAGGGAGCGGUACGAGGACGCGGCCGCGAAGCUCGAGGAGGCCAAGAGAGAGGCGGAGAGGAUCGCGGCGGAGGCCGGGAAGAGGAAUCGGUGGUGGGACGAGGCGGUCGCGGACCGGAUGGAGGAGGAAGAGCUGGAGCUGUACGUGGCGUCGCUGGAGGCUUUGAGGAAGUUGGUCGCCGAUAGAGUCGAACAGUGCGGUGAUUUGGGUUUCUACAGCCGAUUGCUGGCGACGGACAUGAGCAUAAGCAUGGACUUGGAUACCGCGUUUCUCGCUGAACUGCAGUAUUCUUGUUAAUGGGGUCUUGAUAGAAACCACUUUCUUAGUUCAAAUAAUUUGGGAUUCUAUUAAAUUCCUCCGUAAAUUUCUUCUUCUCUUUGGUUUUGCAUAGUCUUGUUGCCUUUAAACUUGGGGCUGAAGUUUCCGGAGAUGAGGCAUAAUGGCGAAGGGGAAAUCGUGUUGAAUGAAUUCUUGUAUUUCCUGUUGACAGAUAUGAAUCGAUCAAAUUCGUUUA
This is a messenger RNA of Syzygium oleosum, 820 nucleotides long. RefSeq names its product agamous-like MADS-box protein AGL61. Lineage: Eukaryota; Viridiplantae; Streptophyta; Magnoliopsida; Myrtales; Myrtaceae. The coding region runs from base 19 to 603 and encodes 194 amino acids. Gene Ontology annotation, biological process: regulation of transcription by RNA polymerase II. The transcript has a single exon. Gene Ontology annotation, molecular function: RNA polymerase II cis-regulatory region sequence-specific DNA binding; DNA-binding transcription factor activity, RNA polymerase II-specific; protein dimerization activity. The record is from RefSeq and is a predicted model, not a curated record.